Messenger RNA from Effrenium voratum, 5412 nucleotides. NCBI's taxonomy places the organism in Eukaryota, Dinophyceae, Suessiales, Symbiodiniaceae. The record is from the annotation of a GenBank genome assembly.
AGCCGUCACGUUCUGUUGCAAUCCACGACUCCCUGCGAAUUCGAGUGGGAGUGAAUUAUGGGGCCUUGGGUGCUGUUGCUAUUGCUGGGCACGACUGCCGCGGCUGACUGCCAUGAUGGCAGCUGCCGCAACCAGGGCUCCCUGUUCCUGCAGAAGGAGAUGCUGCAGCGCGUCGCCAAGCUGUAUGCCGAGGAGGAUGUGGCCGAGAUGUUGAAGGAGGGCUACAUCCUCCCAGACAGCCACAACCGCACCCGCGAACGGGACGCGCGGUUCCUGCUGAGUGCCAGCUUCGGGCCCACGCGCAAGAGCUUGGAGCAGCUGGGGCAGGUGAGCCACGGCGAGUGGCUGAGGCAGCAGAUGGAGCUGCCCGCCGGGUCGCUAAGGGAAUUCUACCGCGCUCGGGUGAAUCCCUUCUACGAGGUGGAAGUGGACAGUAAGAGCAGCUUUACUCCCCGCAGCGCGUGCGCGGUGGGCUCCCGUUGGCGCCGCCACGUUUUUACCUUGGAGGACCAGGGCCGGAAGGUGGAGGUGAAGAACGGGCAGCUCCUGGUGGGCGGUGCCUUCCGCUCGGACGUGUCACUGGGGACGCUGGGCUCGCGCUGGAGCGGCUUCGAAAACUACACAGGCUACAUCUGCUUCCUGGAGGAAGGCCUGGGCAAUGAUGUGCACAUCUCCAGCCACUCCAACUGCCCGUGGAACGUGCCCAAGUCCGCGAUGCCCAACCCAGCCGUCUACUUGGCCGACGCCUCUCAGGCGGUGCACACAGAGCUGCCGUUCCUCCCGGGCCCUUCCAGCUCGGUACUGCUGCAGAGCUACUCGGGCCCCUGCACCCUGGAGGGCGCGGAGUUCAUCCACCUGGAGGGCCGAUUUUACGCGGCGGACCCCCGGGUGGAGCUGUUGGCCAAUACUUUCGCCUCUCCAGUGGCGAAGCUUUGUACACCGGUGACCUUCAUCAACGAGAAAGGCUGCCUGUCGCCCCCGCUGCCAGCGGAUCAGCCCAAGACUGCGGGGCUCACCGCGGAGGUCCACCUCCUGAGUGAAACCCCCGCUGGCUUCAUCAGCAAGACGGGCACGCUCCCGAACUUCGCCUUCCUCGACACGCAGAUCAACUACGCCUCCAGCAGCAGCAGCUGGCGUUCGGAGCUGCCCAAGGACAAGUUCGCCAUCCAAUGGCGGGGCACCUUGAAGAUCCAGACCGCGGGGCUGUACACCUUCUUUCUCACAUCGGACGAUGGGAGCCGUUUGGAGCUCGACGGAGUGGAGGUGGUGUUGAAUGGGGGCUUCCACGGCAUGGAGGAGAAAUCUGGGCAGGUGAACCUCACGCAAGGAGGCCACACCUUGCUGGUGGAGUUUUAUGAGGGAGGAGGAGGCGCCGGCAUCAUCUUCUACUGGCAGGGCCCUGACUCCAACGACGCCAAGGAGGUGGUGCCUCCUGAGGUUUUUGAGACCACGCCCCCGAAGGUCAUGGAGUGCCCGACGUGCGGGUCCCCCGGGGAGGUGGCCAACAUGCCGGAGCUGGGCCAUCACUUCAGGUUUUACACCACGCGGGAUGACGCGGACAACGACUUGGACAGCCACUUCUUCGACCGCUUCGAUACCAAACUCUCCAAGUCCACCGUGUGGACCGCCAAGGCCUUGGGUGCAGAAGACCAGCUUCGCCAGCGCACCGCCUGGGCCUUGUCUCAGAUCUUUGUCGUGAGCGCGAAUGGCUUUGGCCGCAACGAGCGCACGGAGGUGUGGCUGAACUACUACGACAUCUUUGUGCGCAAUGCCUUUGGGAACUUCCGAGACUUGCUUCGGGAGGUGACCUACAAUCCGCUCAUGGGCAGCUACCUCACCAACACAGGCAGCUCUUCCUAUGACUACAACAACCGCUUCCCCAACGAGAACUACGCACGUGAGAUCAUGCAGCUCUUCACCAUUGGACUGGAUAUGCUGUAUCCCAACGGCACCGCCGUCAGAGAUGCCCAGGGCAACGUGGUGCCCACCUAUGGCAUGGACAAGAUCGUGAGCUUCGCCAAAGUUUUCACUGGCUUCCAGGAGCGCUCAUUUCGCGCAAACAUUGAGAACUGGGACAACGACAAUCUCAUUGACCCCCUGAAGAUGGACGCGGGCCGGCACGACGUGCACCCGAAGAACGACCUCUACGGCGGCUAUCUGGGCGACGGUCUGCCGCUCUGCGCCUCCGCGUCCGUGGUGUCGAAAGGCGCCCGCUUUGAGCUGUACAGCGUCGCCUACAUGGGCGAGGUCUUGGAUGUGUUGCCAGGCUCCGAUCUGUACACCGCCCUGUGUGCGGCUUCGGGACCCAGCUGCACCUUCCCCGUGGUGGUGGAGCUGCCGGAGGACUUGUCUUGCACGGGGGACGAGUGCACCGCAGAGGUGCAGAUUGUCAAGGUGGACGGCCGCUUCUACCGCUUCAUCCCGCCGCCCUGUGUGUAUGACUACCUGGAGACGACCAAAGGCAGCAGCGGCAGCUACUUCCCCAUGGGCAAGGCCAAGUGCCCAGCGGGCACCCACAUCAUGGACUACAACGAGUGCGAGGCGGCGGUGGUGGCGGUGUACGGCAGCCACGAUGGGAACCCCAACUUGAGGAACAACACCUGGGCGCCCAAGGGCUGCUCCUACCGAACCGGCCGUAUGUACGUCAACCCCCACCCGGUGGGGCGCACAUCGGGCGGGGACUACAACACCAUCUGCCUCCCGCACGUCUUUGUGCACGAGACGGGUCGCGUGAGUGCUAAAAACAAGGAGCCCAAUGACUUCGAGGUGCAGUGGGCGGGUCCCGUGCCUGCCGCCGGCCUGCAUCUCAUUGAGCUCAAGGAGGAGGCUGCCUUCAGCACCCUGCCAAGCCCCGCAGAGGUCCUCGCACUGCCCGGCGCCUUCCGCCCAACGUCGUCCUGCACCUUAUGCGAGGGCCAGGUGAAGGUCUUCCACCCCCAGAACGAUGGUCCGGAGCUGACCGAAAGCGCUGUCUUCGAGGUGGAGGGCCGGUUCUUCCACAACCUGCGGAAAACGGUGCACUUGGGCGCGAGCUCCUUCCGGAAUCCCCCGGUUUUCCUGAAGGGCCAGCAGGGCCGUGUCGCGGAGCGGGCGGCACUGGAAGAGGUGGAGUGCUUGUUGGACCACUUGUUCCAUCACAAGAACACCCCGGUCUUCAUCAGCAAGCGCUUGAUCCAGCGCUUUGGCAUCUCCAACCCGUCGCCCUCAUACCUGGAAGCCGUGCAGCAUGCCUUCCGCACGGGGAGCUACGAGUCGAUGCCCUUCAGCGGCGUCUACGGGGACCUGGGCGCCGCAGUGGCCGCGGCGCUGCUGCAUCCGCAGGCCGACAUGGAGGGCCAUACGUCUCGGCAGUUCCACGGGUCCCUGCGGGAGCCCAUGCUGAAGCUGAUUCACUUCAUGAGGUCCAUGGAGUAUAUGGACGUGAGCCAAGAGUUCGUGGUCUUCAAAGAGCUGCAGGACGUGCUGGGCCAGUUUCCCUUCCAGUCCCCAACUGUCUUCAACUUCUACCUGGCGGACUUCAAUCUACCCGAGCCAGAGCCGGAGAACGAGGUUGGCAUGACCACCACCACCGGCAUGCCAGGCAUGCCGGAGCCGGAGGCGGAGACUUUGGUGGCGCCGGAGCUGCAGAUCUUCACCCCCCCGCACUUCAUCGGCUUCCUGAAUGGCAUGAGCUCGCUGAUCAAGUAUGGCGUGAACGAACGCUGCGACUCCGUGCGAGGCUUCGGACAGCGGCCGCAAUCUUACAACGGCCUGGACUGGCGUGAGAAGUGCCCCAUGGGCACCCUGCAUCUGCCGGAUGAUGGGGAGGACAAGGUGUUGAACGAGCUAGAUGUGUUGCUCACAGGCGGGCGCUUGACCAACGUCACCCGCGCCGCAGCGGCGGAGGCCUAUCGCACCGCCCCUUCUGCGCAGCGUCUGCAGCGCGCCCAGCAGGCGGUGCUGCUGUCCCCGGAGUUCAACACCUUGGGCGACCCCCUGCCGAAGCCGGAGCCCCGGGCGCCCACAGUUGCCACCGGCCCAACCGCGCAGAAGCCCUACAAGGCGGCCAUUGUCCUGUUCCUGGCUGGGGGAGCAGAUACCUGGAACAUGGUGGUGCCGCAGAACUGCCCCAUAUACCAGGAAUAUGUAGACUUCCGCACCGACCUGCACUUGGAUCCUGAGGACCUGAUCGCGAUCAACGUCACGGGCCAGCCCUGCAGUGAAUUCGGCAUCCACGGGUCCUUCAGCUACCUCAAGGAGCUCUAUGAUGAGAAGGACUUGGCCUUUGUGACGAACAUCGGGUCCUUGGUGGAGCCUUUGAACAAGCAGCAGUUCCGCGGCGGCCUCAAGCGGAGGUGCGUGGGGCUGUUCUCCCACUCGGACCAGCAGACGGCCGCGCAGACCUUGGAGUGCCAGACGGAGGGCAACAGCCCCCGAGGCGCUGGGGGGCGCAUGACGGACGCUUUGGUGAGCCAGGAGGUCCCGGUGCGCGCGACAAGCUUCUCGGUGGCCGGGAGUGCCAUCUUCGCCCAAGGGGUGCUCACAAACAGGCAGAUCGUGAGCGAGGCGGGGAACAAGCGCUUUGCGGACUUCGAGCUCUGGAGGGAGGCCAUCUCCAACAUCACCAGGCAGCAGCACGCCAACGUCUUCAGCGAGCAGUAUGCCAAGGUGUUCCUGGACUCCAUCGAGACGACGGAAGAGCUGGGCCGUGCCAUCGAGGAUGUGGAGCUGGCCACGAGCUACAGCACCAACUCUGGCCUGCAGAAGCAGCUCUCGCAGGUGGCCAAGCUGAUCCGCGUCCGGGAGGUUCGGAAGGCGGAGAGGGACUUCUUCUUCGUGCAGGUGGGCGGCUGGGACAUGCACUCCAACCUGAACAACGGCCUUGUGAACAGCUUCGGGAGCAUCAACGCCGCGCUGCGGGGCUUUGUUGCGGAGAUGAAGGCGCAGAACGUGUGGGACAGCGUGGUGCUGGCCAGCACCUCGGAGUUCGCCCGGACCUUGGACUCCAACGGCGGAGGCUCAGACCACGCCUGGGCGGGGCAGCACUUCGUGAUCGGCGGCAAGGUGAAGGGGGGCCAGAUGCUGAACAAGUUCCCCUCCAGUUUGAAGGAGGGUGGCUACAAUGACCUGGGCCGGGGGCGCUUGAUCCCCGAGUACCCGUGGGAGAGCAUGCUGGUGCCUAUGGCGGAGUGGAUGGGCCUCGAAACCACUGCGGCCGUCAUGGGUGAGGUGUUCCCGAACUUUGGCAACUUCAACUCCUCCGUGGUGCAGGGCCAAGACUUCCUCUUCGAGCCAUGAGUCCACGUCGAGCCAUGAGCCGCCUCGGGAAUGGGCCACCGCGCCCAAGUUUGUUGCCCGAGACCUGGAGGCAACGCUCGGGUUGGGAGAAACAAAGGCCAUGAGACGAGGCGCAGCUCGGUUUGCUUUCUAGGG